AUGGAGGACGCCAAGCCUGCCGAAGAGAUGAACGGUCUGCCGCCUGCCGAAAAAACAAACGACUAUGUUGAAUAUGAAGCAGAAAUGGACACCUCUGACGAAGAGGACAUCAGGAACACUGUUGGAAACAUACCAAUGAAUUGGUACGAUGAGUAUCCACACGUUGGUUAUGAUUGGGACGGUAAUAAAAUCAUUAAGCCCGAACGUGGAGAUCAGUUGGAUAAUUUUAUGGAAAAAAUGGAGAACCCUGAUUUCUGGCGUACGGUUAGAGACUUACAAACUGGACAAGAUGUCGUCUUAAGCGAUAAAGAUGUAGAAUUGAUCCAACGAAUAGAGUCUAGUAAAAUACCUGAUUCGACAUACGAGCAAUAUGCGCCAUGGAUUGAAUGGUUUACAUCAGAAGUGAUGAACAUGCCCAUUCGUAAUGGAGCUGAUCACAAACGGUCAUUUAUUGCUAGUCGACAGGAAGCUCAACGUGUUGAACGUUAUGCUAGAUUAAUAAGAGCAGGUCUUCUAAAAACUAGAGAACAAAAGCGAAGGGAACGCGAAAAGAAACGGGAACGCAGUUUCUAUAUGAUGUGGAGUACAGACGAUGCUGAAGAUCAACAUAUGAGGCGCAUUACUGAUCAUAUACCUGCACCAAAGAGAAAUUUACCAUCUCAUGCAGAGUCUUAUAAUCCUCCUCCUGAGUUCUUAUUCAACGAGCGAGAAAUGAGGAUAUGGAAAAAACAAGAAGAAACUCCUUGGAAGCGCAAGUUACAUUAUGUACCACAAAAGUAUUCUAGUCUUAGACAAGUUCCAGCAUAUCCCAAAUUUAUCAAGGAGAGAUUUACAAGAUGUAUGGAUUUGUAUUUGUGUCCUAGAGCUAGGAAAAUGAGAUUAACUAUUGAGCCAGAAGAUCUAUUGCCUAAAUUGCCAAGUCCUAAAGAUCUACAACCUUUCCCUACAAUUCAAUCGUUGGUAUUUAAUGGCCAUACUGAUAUGGUCCGUUGUAUAUCUAUUGAUCCACUUGGUCAAUAUUUGUUGUCUGGAUCUGAUGACAUGACCAUUAAAAUAUGGGAAAUUAGUACGGGCCGUUGUUUGAGGACUAUACCAGUUGGAGGUAUAGUGCGUAGUGUUGAAUGGAACCCAAACAAAGCUUUAUCAUUGGUAGCAGUUGUAGCUGAUCGCAAAUUAUUAAUCAUAAAUCCAGGUGUUGGCGAUCAUCUAAUAAUUUCCAAAACUGAUUCUAUUCUAUCCACACCACCUGUUCAAGCAACUCUUGUCUCUGAGAAGGUCAAAGCAGUUGUUCAAUGGGACGAUGCAACACCUGAAGAAUGGGAAAAUGGCAUUCGUCUUGUGUUGAAUCAUUUUAAAGAAAUAAAACAGGUGACGUGGCAUGGCCGGGGAGAUUAUGCUGCUACAGUUAUGCCUGAUGGGGCUAACCGAUCAGUUCUAAUUCAUCAAAUGUCUACUAGACGUUCACAAUUACCAUUUGCUAAAUCUAAAGGAUUGGUGCAAUCUGUUCUUUUCCACCCAAUUAGGCCAUUCUUAUUUGUUGCGACUCAAAAAAAUAUAAGAAUUUAUGAUUUGGUUAAACAAGAGUUAUUUAAAAAAUUAAUGAGUUACGCCAAAUGGAUUUCAUCAAUGGCUAUCCAUCCAGGUGGCGACAAUCUUAUUGUUGGAACCUAUGACAGAAAAAUGUUAUGGUUUGAUCUAGAUCUUUCCACCAAACCGUACAAAACUCUUAGAUUACAUUCAACAGCUGUACGUUCUGUUGCUUUCCAUAAACGUUAUCCUUUGUUUGCAUCCGGCUCUGAUGACCGAGCUUUGAUUGUUUCUCACGGAAUGGUGUAUAAUGAUUUGCUUCAAAAUCCAUUAGUUGUCCCAUUAAAAUUACUGAAGGAACAUGAGGAUUGCUCAGAUUUUGGUAUUUUUGGCGUGACAUUCCAUCCUACUGAACCAUGGGUGUUUAGUUGUGGAGCAGACAAAACUAUUAGGCUGUUUACGUGA
Molecule: messenger RNA, 1992 nt
Organism: Macrosiphum euphorbiae (potato aphid)
Lineage: Eukaryota; Metazoa; Arthropoda; Insecta; Hemiptera; Aphididae
Source: the annotation of a GenBank genome assembly